UCUUUUGUGCGAGAAGCGAUGGCGACAACAAAGAAACCUCCAUUCCAGCAGACGGCGGCGUGGGGCGCGUUCACGGCCUUUUCAACCCCCACGCGUCAGGCGCCAGCGCCGUUCACUACCGCGAGACCCGGAGUCUUGGGUCUGUGAUUGGUGGCGGCUGCGGGGCUGCCGAUGUAGCUGUGGGGAGGCUACAUAGAAACACACCGCCAGCCAGACGUCGGGCAUAAACGGGUUUAGUCAGAACCCCAAGAAUCCAGCAGAGGGAGAUCGGGUCAUUUUCACGGGAAGGAAGGGCGCAGUGUCGGUGCGCUGGUGGUGCUUGGGCUGCUUCUUCGGGUGACAUAGCGAUUGCCGGGACGCGGCGGAAAGCAGGUCCGGGUGGCCGACACGCUCCUCCUCCUCGCACCACCGUGGUCGCGGUCCGAUCGCCUCGCCUUUCGACUCAUCCCAACAAAGACCGCACAUUUUUUGUUCGUGCCGAUGGAGCACACACAGGGAUCUCGUGGGAGUCGGCUCGGAAGUAGCAGCAGUGUCUGAUCGCAUUUCAGCAGAGCAGCGCCCGUCUUCAAGCAAUCCCCAGCGUACGUUAUGGACUUUGGCAAACUGGCAGUCCUGUGGGUUCUGUGCCUCUGCCUCUUGGGAGAAGGGCGGGCAGACGUGCAACUCCAAGGCCUGGCGGAACAGAGCCACGCGGACAGCGCACAGCCUGAGCUGUGUCGCAUUGAUGAGGCGCUCUGCCAGAAUGAGAAUGCACACCUCAGUUUUGAGGCCAUCCGCAGCAUCCACAAGCAGAUGGAUGACGAUGCCAAUGGCAACGUGGAUGUGGCUGAGACCGACGGGUUCCUGAGGGAGGACCUGAACUACCAUGAUCCAAAGGCCAAGCACAACAGCUUCCACGGAGCAGACCUCUUGAUCAGCUUGGAGGACAUGUGGAAUGCUUGGAAGGCAUCACCAGUGUACAACUGGACUACAGAUGAGGUGGUGGAGUGGCUCAUCAACUGCGUGGAGCUCCUACAGUAUGAGGAGGCCUUCAGGAAGAACAACUUCAACGGCAGCGACAUGCCUCGGUUGGCUGUGAAGAAUGUCACUCUUACACUAUCCUUGCUGAAGAUCCUUGACCGCAGUCAUGCCCAGAAGCUGCAGCUGAAAGCCCUGGAAACUAUUCUGUUUGGACCCCCACUGAUGAGCAAACACAGUCACCUGAAGGACUUCAUGCUAGUGGUGUCUAUUGUUAUUGGUGUUGGCGGAUGCUGGUUUGCCUACAUCCAGAAUCGCUACUCCAGGGACCACAUGAGCAAGAUGAUGAAGGAUCUGGAAAGCCUCCAGCGGGCUGAGCAGAGCCUGCAUGACCUGCAGCAGAAGUUGCAGAGAGCGCAGGAAGAGCACCGCACGGUAGAGGUAGAGAAGGUCCACCUGGAGCAGAAGUUGCGUGAUGAGAUCAACACAGCCAAGCAGGAGGCACAGCGACUAAGGGAGCUCCGCGAGGGCACUGAGAAUGAGCUGAGCCGGCAGAAAUACGCUGAGGAGGAGCUGGAGCAGGUGCGUAUGGCGCUGAAGAAGGCUGAAAAAGAGCUGGAAUCUCGGGGCAGCUGGACUCCACCCGAGGCACUACAGAAGUGGCUUCAGCUAACUCAUGAAGUUGAAGUCCAAUACUACAAUAUCAAGAAGCAGAAUGCUGAGCGCCAGCUGAUGGUGGCCAAGGAAGGGGCUGAAAAGAUAAAGAAGAAGCGGAACACACUCUUUGGGACCUUCCAUGUUGCACACAGUUCCUCACUGGAUGAUGUGGACCACAAGAUCCUGACUGCCAAACAAGCCCUGGGUGAGGUGACAGCAGCCUUACGGGAGAAGCUGCACCGUUGGCAGCAGAUUGAGCUCCUCACAGGCUUCUCCAUUGUCAAUAACCCGGGUCUGUCCUCUCUGGCUUCUGCUCUCAACCUGGACCCUGCCUUCGUCGGUGGCCGUGGCCCACCACAGCAUCUCAUAAUCACCGACGACAUGGAUGAUAUGGAUGAGGAUAUCCUGUCACCUGGGACACUGCAAUACGCCGCCUGGCAGAUGGAACGUCGAGUGAGCGACCUGUGGCCAGUGGGCUCCGACUUCUACUCCUUGUGGAAGCAAUCUGCUACCAGUUUGAUGCCACUGCGGCAGCGCCACUUCGAUGCUCAGCUAGCUGCAGGCUCACAGAGAGAGCUGAACCGAUCUGACUCAGACUCCUCUCUGUGCUUGACUAAGGCUGCUGAACAACAACAACGCUUGACAUCCUCAUACGGUUCCAAAGGCCACCUCUUCAAGCCUGCUUCCUUUCUGCAUAGCCACCCCCCCUCACAUGGCCAUACCCCCAAUGGAGGGAACCGCCGCCAGGAAGGAGGAGACUGGCCAGAGGGUGGACCUGACAGCCCUCUGAUGAUGAAGAUGAUGUAUGGUGGCAUGGAAAAGUCUGCCAGCCUUGGGGAGAUCAGCAGUGGCACUGCAGCCCUUGUGCUGUCCGAGUCCUCACGAUCACUCAGCCCUACCUCCACAGAGCCAGACACGCCUUCACCCUCAGGGGCACAGCUGGUACCAGGUGGCAAGGCCAGCAGCCGCAUCCCCCAGCUUUCCUCCAAGAAGAGCCCCUUGGAGGAGGACAGCGGUUCUACAGGCGAAGACACGGACUCCAACACCAGACCCAAGAAACACACCUUCAAGCUUUUCAAGAAGCAGAAGAAGUGAACUGGGCACUGCAGCUGCCCCAGCACAGGGUUUCUCAAGGGGCCACAUAUCUAGCCUUGUUUUUCCUUCUGGUUUUUAUUCUUUUGUUUUCAUAGGUCAAUUCACCAGUUUAAAAAAAAAAAAAAAACAUGGCAUGGGCAUUUCUUGAGUAAUUUCCCUUUUCUUCCUCUGUGGACCAACGGGCGUAUUUGGCCAUUUCACAGUGAAUAUAUUUGUUUUUAAUUUCUUUUUCUUGUAUUCUUUGUUUUGCCAUUGUUAGAGUGGCUUGGUCUUAGAAAAAUCUCUGCUCUUUAUUCGUCAGGAAGUGGUGUCACUUUUAAAUGGAAUGGCUGUUUUUAGAUUGUUGUUAGUUGCAUGUGUCUUCUGUUUUGACUGAGGCGAUUAUCUUCUGGGUUCACUUGCUUUCUUUUAUUUUUAACCCCUUGGUUAAUGGAGCUGUUUUUUCUUCAUUUGUGUAUUGCCUCUUUUUAUACCCCAUUUAUUUAUAAAACAAGGAAUGCACAGUACAACCUGAAAAAUGCAGAUCGCUACCACCAGUGUUAGUACUCACGUUGUUGUACAGAGAUGACGUGAACAAUGUUUAUGAAAAUAUGCUUAAGCAGUGCACCAUUCACAGAUGUGGGAACACAGCCAAAGACACUCAUUCCAUUGGAUCAAUCUUGGAUCUACCAUUACCUACAGCCUAGAGCGACUAGGUCUAUAUGGCCAUUCCACUGGUGAACGAGAGGCCUCAAUCAUUCCUCUCUGCUUUAUCUCAUCUAUGCAUGACUGGCAAAACUCUGACAAUGACUGUAAAAAAAGAUCAGUGAGAACCCUGUUGAGCUUCCUCUUGAAGUUCAUUUAUGUAUGUUAGCUGAACAUCGGUGAGGAAUUAAUACAUUUUGUAAUGUAUUUGUUCUGCAAGUUAUCACGUCAUUGAUACUUUGUAUGUAUAUCUAACUUUGUGUUUACUUAUUAAGCAUGUUCUUCAUUAUAUGCAUAAGACAAAGAAAAGCCAAAAUAAUAUAUGCAUCCUAGAAGAUGGUUCUUACUUUUGUUUCCGUCACCAUAGUAAUCUUGGUGGAGCUGGGUCUUUGUGUCAUCAGUCAUUAAGUACUGAGGAUCUUUGUGAGGCUUUCAAGACACAUCCAGUUGGUUAUGAGUGGUUAAUCUGCAGAAUUGGAAAUGUCUAAAUAUUGAGAGAUCUUUCAAAAAUGAAGUUUAAUUACAAAUUGAGAUGUUAAAAACCCAUGAACAGGAGGUGCCUCCAAAUGCAGGCAGUCGACAAUUCAGAUGCUGUUAUUCGCGUACAAACUUCUGACUGAUUCUCAUUAGUGAAGUAUAAGUAGAAGGAGCUCCUACUUGUCCCUUUAUUUCCUCUUGAGUUUCACCAGUUGUGAGCGAUAUGUUCUUACACAUGUUUGAUCAUGGUGCCUUCUUCACCCUUAUUAAGACUUAAGUGAAAGUCUGGAGCUGCCGUUUUGCCUGUUUUUCUUCUGCAGUGCCUCUAUUACAGUAGGUUGUUGGAAUAGGGUAGUUAGUAUAUGGUGACGUGGUACAUUUGUAUUUCCACUACUUGUCUCAACACAAUGUCCCACCUGUCGCUUAGGAAACUUUGAAACGCUGGGUGGAGGGGGAUGUGGGGCUUUUGUGGGACAGAGCAGUCGAAGCACAUGUUCAAAAUCAGGAUUUGGACAUUCUGGGUCCACCCUGCACAUUCAGCUCUGUUCCAGAUCUACUUGAAACAGACUUUGUUGAAGGGAGCAACCACUGUUCCAGUGGCUAAAGAUCUGGACUUUGGUCUCUUUGAGUUGCUGGUGCAAAUCCCAAAGGGGAACCACAGUUGAACCAUUGACAAAGAUACCAAAAUUGUUUGUCAGGAAAUCCCCCAGAUGUGAAAAAUGGCUGAAUGCAUUCAAUUGUAUGAUAUGCAGCUUGCUGUGCACCAAGACAAAUGCUAAGCCAAUAUUUAUGCGAAAAAUCUGAUGGGAUCAAAUGACAUGGUGGCAUUCACCAGAAUCUCUCAUCUGGAUGUUUUGAUUUGCUGGGGGGUACUGUUCUGAAAGGUAAAUAUUUUUAAUGGAAUCAUUCUUUAAAAAAAUUCCAAAUUUGUAAAUAUUGUUUGUACUACCUUUUUGCACGAAGAAGCUUUAAAAGGAUGGUCCAUCAGACAGCAUCCACCUGUCAGCUGGUGGUCUCCUCUAGCUGAGAUGCUCUUUAUCUCAAAGCAUGCUGUUUGCAUCAGGAGAAGGGGUGGACCACAAGAGUGCCCUUUACUCUUUUUGUUCCACCCUAAAAAUGCCUUUAUUUUUAUGUCUAUUUCCUCUUUCUGCUAUUUAUAAAAGCACUGUAUCUGUGUUUUAAAAUGCAUCACCUUUGAUGUCUUGGAAUAUUAAGUCUCCAGCAUUUUAUGAUGUUGAGUUGUGCAUGAAAGCAAUAAACUAUUUUGAA
Messenger RNA from Scleropages formosus (Asian bonytongue), 5139 nucleotides. RefSeq names its product stromal interaction molecule 1b (gene stim1b). The record is from RefSeq and is a predicted model, not a curated record. Gene Ontology annotation, molecular function: calcium ion binding; protein binding; calcium channel regulator activity. Gene Ontology annotation, cellular component: plasma membrane; endoplasmic reticulum. Gene Ontology annotation, biological process: store-operated calcium entry; activation of store-operated calcium channel activity; intracellular calcium ion homeostasis. NCBI's taxonomy places the organism in Eukaryota, Metazoa, Chordata, Actinopteri, Osteoglossiformes, Osteoglossidae. The transcript is spliced from 14 exons. The coding region runs from base 589 to 2709 and encodes 706 amino acids.